AUGGAGAUUCAGUUUUCGAUUCCCCUUGCCCGCCCCAAGAACGCGACACAGGGACGGUCUGCGGCUGCGGCGGAGUCCUCGACCAAUGCCACGGUGAUAUCUGCGCAUGGCGGCACGCAUCGAUUCGCUCUCGAAUCCCGUACCAGACAUACUCGCCGGAGCUCGACCCGCGCGCGCACCGGCUGUGCAACCUGUAAAAAACGACAUGUUAAAUGCGACGAGACGAGGCCGGCGUGCUUGAAUUGCAUCAAAUGGCGAGGCUAUUGCGACUCUUACGCUGAUGCGCCGGACGGCAAGGGCGCGAGUGAUAGUGCAAAGCUGAUUCACACGAAAAAGGCACCCUUAAUAUUGACAGAGCCCCUGGUCAAUACUCUACGAUUCACGAGCCAAGAUCAGCGAUCAUACUUUGACGAAUGGGCGAGUCUCUCGGUAUCGUUUCUCGGCGGUGGUCUUAGCCCGACCCGGUUAUGGUCGGCCACGAUGCCGCAAUUGACACUGGAGGAACCAACGUUGCGCUUCGGCGCCAUGGCUGUCGGUGCAUUGCGGCGCGCAUGCGGUCCCGACAACUCGCUGGCGGCUUUGACACAGGAUAACAAGCACUACCUGAAUGCUGUCGUCUUUUACUGCGAGGCGUUGCGGUUACAGUCCAAGGCGCUGCCAACCAAGGAAGGGCUGCGGACAGCGUUGUUGUCGUCGCUGCUGUUUAUUUGCUUUGAGUCACAGCGAGGCAAUAUGCCUGCGGCGCUCAAGCACAUUACGCAUGGAUUCAGCAUGCUGAAUGAGCUGGCGGGGUGCACACCCAAGGCGCCGGAUCUGGUGCGGAUAGCACAAGCGCCACCGACCAUGGUGCAGGAGAUUCUCGACUGCUACAAGCCGCUGGAGUUGCAAUCGCGGUCUUUCAUGGGAUCGUACAAGACAUUUUUUUUCAAGGGCGAGAAGCAGCCAGGCGCACCGCCCCAGCAACCGCCGCAAUAUCCGGGGCAGAUAUUGACACAACCGCAGACGCACAUAAUGUCACCAACAUCCAGCCCGCAACGCCCUAUUACUAUGCAAUCACCUCCAAGCGAACCUGGAACACCGCACACAGGAAUGCUAAGUCCCCAGAGCUUAGGCAGUCCAUCGACUCAGAAUACGACACCUAUUGCACCAGGAUCCUAUACAUCACCAUCAUCCUCGGCAACGACACCACCUGGCCCCGGACAGCAGAUGUUUGGUCAAGCUUCCGGUGCUCCAAGCGGCGCUGGAAGGCCCGGAGGACCGGCUGGAGGAUCUCCAGGACGACCGCCCGGCAUUGCCCCAUUCACAAAACACUCGCCAUAUUUUCGACCUAAAAGAACCACCAUUACCACGCUACAUGAAAUGCCACGAGAGUUCAAAGACAUCGAGGAAACUCAAGGAUACUGGGCGCUGGUGCAGAGGAACAUGGUUCAAUACAUGCCGCUCCUGACAGCCACGACUGCACAGCUCGCACUAGCCAAGGCCAGCUCCGAGGCCGAAGUCGAAGCUAAGUUAACGGCGAUACGACAAAACCCCAGCAUAGCCAAGUUCAUUGCCGACUGCCGGUACUGGAUCCAGCGCUGGAUCGAAGCGUACGAGCCGCUAUACCAGAGCUUCGUGCGCAAUGCCCACACAAACCCUCUCCCGUACCUCCACGCCAUCAACCUGCGUAUUGAGUACCUAAUACUAUACGUUUAUACGACAGUGCCGCGGUACUCCGGCCUAAUUACCGCGCGGGGGCUGACGCCGCAGUACCGCGAGAUCUGUGUCCUUGCGGAAACGCUGCUACGGGCACGCCCCAACUGUGGAUUUGCCAUGGAUUCAGGGUGGACAUGGCCGCUCUUCAUCGCGGCGUUUGGCUGCCGCGACCCGGCAGUCCGCGCUGACGCCGUCCGUAUCCUGGGCCAGUAUCCUAUCCGCAACGCGCUGCGCGACAGCCGCGUGUACCGCGCCAUUGCCCUACACAACGAGGAGAUUGAACGCGCGAUUGCGAGCGAAGGCGACGAGAACAAGCAGUGGAUCAGGUUGCGGAGGCGUGAGAUUUUGUUUGAGGAUUUCGGAUCGAGUAUUGUGCUGCGAUCGGUGCACAAGGAUCCGGAGACGGGCGUGUGGGAGCCGGUGGAAGAGAUUGCGGACUUUCACGUUCGUCCGGAUGGCCACUUGAAUUGGCGGAGGCAGCCAAUCUCUGAUGCGACGUCGAUAUUGGGUGGUGUGUGCUGA
Messenger RNA from Akanthomyces muscarius, 2217 nucleotides. RefSeq lists its product as uncharacterized. Gene Ontology annotation, molecular function: DNA-binding transcription factor activity, RNA polymerase II-specific; zinc ion binding. NCBI's taxonomy places the organism in Eukaryota, Fungi, Ascomycota, Sordariomycetes, Hypocreales, Cordycipitaceae. The transcript has 3 exons. The record is from RefSeq and is a predicted model, not a curated record. Gene Ontology annotation, biological process: regulation of DNA-templated transcription. Bases 1 to 2217 code for a protein of 738 amino acids.